AGGGAGAGGUUGGGGAGAUGGAUCCGAAAGACUCAGAAACCGCUAGGGACUUUCACCGGGGACCCCGGCAGGGCCCAGGAAGGGCAGGUGCGGAUGCAGAGGGGGCGCCGCACGCCUAAGCCCGCAGACUGAAUGACCGAUCACUCCCGCUUGGCCGUCCGCGGGCGCGCCUGUCUAGGGCACUGCAGGAAAGCCUCGGAGAGCCAGGGGGUGCCAGGGCCCAGACCACUCCUGGAGGGCCCGCCCGAAGCGCUGGAGUCCGUGGGCGCCGCCCGCCUCCGCCCGCAGGCAGAGUUGGGGGCAGGCUUGUCCCACCGACCCCGCAGGAUUGGCCCCGCCCCGGGGCCGCGGGGAGGCCCCACCAUGGGAGGCGGAGUUGCCGCCGCCCCCUCCAACCCCCUGGACUGCGGCGCCUUCUUAAGCCCGUGAAGCUACAAGCUGCCCCUCUCUCGCCUCUACCGCCAGGCUCCCUCUCCGCGAUGGCCUCCGCACUGAGCUAUGUCUCCAAGUUCAAGUCCUUCGUGAUCUUGUUCGUCACCCCGAUUCUGCUGCUGCCACUCAUCAUUCUGAUGCCCGCCAAGUUUGUCAGGUGUGCCUAUGUCAUCAUCCUCAUGGCGAUUUACUGGUGCACAGAAGUCAUCCCUCUGGCUGUCACUGCCCUCAUGCCUGCCUUGUUUUUCCCACUCUUCAAGAUUCUGGACUCCAAACAGGUGUGCGUCCAGUACAUGAAGGACACCAACAUGCUGUUCCUGGGCGGCCUCAUCGUGGCUGUGGCUGUGGAGCACUGGAACCUGCAUAAGAGGAUCGCCCUGCGCACGCUCCUCUGGGUGGGGGCCAAGCCUGCCCAGCUGAUGCUGGGCUUCAUGGGCGUCACGGCCUUCCUCUCCAUGUGGAUCAGCAACACGGCCGCCACGGCCAUGAUGGUGCCCCUUGUGGAGGCCGUGCUGCGGCAGAUGGAGGCCACGAGCGCAGCCACCGAGGCCAGCCUCGGGGCUCUGGAGCUGACAGACAAGGGCAAGGCCGGCGAGCUGCCAGGGAGCCAAGUGCAUUUUGAAGGUCCCUCCAUGAGGCAGCGGGAGGUCGACAGGAAGAACAUAUGCAAGGCCAUGACCCUGUGCGUGUGCUACGCAGCCAGCAUCGGAGGCACUGCCACCCUGACCGGCACGGGACCCAACGUGGUGCUCCUGGGCCAGAUGCAAGAAUUGUUUCCUGACAGCAAAGACGUCGUGAACUUCGCCUCUUGGUUUGGAUUUGCCUUCCCUAAUAUGCUGAUCAUGCUGCUGCUCUCCUGGCUGUGGCUCCGGUUUAUUUACAUGAGAUUCAAUAUUAAAGAGUCCUGGGGCUGCGGGCUGGAGAAGAAGAGUGAGGAGAAGGCUGCCCGCGAGGUGCUGUGGGCGGAGUACAGGAAGCUGGGGCCCCUCUCCUUCGCUGAGGUCAACGUCCUUCUCUGCUUCUUCCUGCUGGUCGGCCUGUGGUUCUCCCGGGACCCCGGCUUCAUGCCCGGCUGGCUGUCAAUCGCCUGGGUGGAGGGCAAGACAAAGUAUGCCUCCGAUGCCACAGUGGCCAUCUUUGUGGCCAUCUUGCUAUUCAUUGUGCCUUCGCAGAAGCCCAAGUUCAACUUCUGCAGCCAGACUGAGGAAGAAAGGAAAACACCAUUUUAUCCGCCUCCGCUGCUGAACUGGAAGGUGGCCCAGGAGAAAGUACCCUGGGGCAUCGUGCUGCUCCUGGGGGGUGGCUUUGCUCUGGCUAAAGGAUGCGAGGCCUCGGGGCUGUCAGAAUGGAUGGGGAAGCAGAUGGAGCCCUUGCAUGCCGUGUCCCCGGCAGCCAUCACCUUGAUCUUGUCCACACUCAUUGCUGUGCUCACUGAAUGCACAAGCAACGUGGCUACCACCACCCUGUUCCUGCCCAUCUUUGCCUCCAUGUACCAACCUCAAGGUGGUACAGAAAAAGCCCUAGGUUCGGAGUCAGAAGACCUGAGUCCAAGUUGUGGGAUCCUCAAACCCGUCACUCAAGUUCUUUCCCCUUCUCUUGUGCUGAGGGUCAAGUAGGAUGAGGGCUAUGAAAACCCUCUGUAGAUGCAAAACGAGCCAGGGAGAGGCUGAGGCUGUCAUUCUGGAGUUGGGAGGACAGACUUACAAAGGCCUCAACACAGGAUUGAAGUUGGUAACUUUUCAUUCAGUUGCCAGGGUGUCCACGUGUAUAAAAAGCAAACCCAAGUGAUUUUCUCCUUUUAUUCCAAGUGAAGAUGGAAGUGUUAGAAAGAGCAAGGUGGCCCAUCUCCCCCUCCCCUAAGCAGGCUGCCCAGGGCGAAAAGAUGCCGAGGAGCGUCUUCUGAUGCUGGUCGUGCCGUAGCGAGGACUCCUUCCCCUAGCAGAGGCCUGGCUUUGUCACCUCCAGAUGCUAGUCAAAUGGGGGUCUUCACCUGAGUGGGUGGCCAGGCCCUUCGAAAACAAGCUUUUCUAGAAUCCGAAGCCCCGAGUUAGAUUCCACACAGACCUCACGCUCCUGCCUCAGCACCCACCUGCAGGCAAGGGGAAGGUGGUGACCCCCAGCUGGGUCACAGAAGCACAUGGGGUGCACACACCAUGGGGAAACCAGGAAGCAGACUGGUUCCUCUCAGUUACUCCUAGAGGGAGUGCAACUGGCGCAGCCUUUUCAGAGACCUGUUUACCCACGGGAACCAUAACCUGAAACCCGCUCAUACCCUUUGACUCUGGGAAUCUUUUUUUUUUUUUCCAAUAAAAAAAUAUUUAUUUUUUCCUAUGGUUUAGAAUAUAUCAAUACAGUGAUACAUGUAAAUAUGUUAUAAUAAAAACCCCUAUAUUAAAAGUAUAUGCUAAAAUACUUUCCUGAUAGUGGUGAAAAUAAAGAAAAUUGGAGGCCACUGGUAAAAAAAAUAUUAUGUACAUAUUUAUAUUUUGUGCAUAGAAAGGUUUAAAAUACAAGGUUUGUGAAAAUAAAACGACAAGGAUUUAAAAAAACCCAACUGCUAAGAGAUUACACCAGACUCUGGGAAUUUUAUGUCCAGGAAUCUGUCUUAGGAAAAUCAUCAGAGAUGCCUACAAGCUUAUAUUAUAAAGAUGCACAUCAAAGAAUUAUUUGUUAUAAAAAUACUUCCAUAAUAGCAGGGGACUGAUGAAAUAAGUUAUCAUAUAUUCAUACAAUGUAAUACUAUCAAGCCAUUAAAAAAAAAAAAAUCAGUCCUGAAGGGUAGCUCAUAAAAUGGGAACACAUAAUUUUUCAAAGCUGAAAAUGUGAUACAUACACAUAGCCAGAAAACGUCUAAUAAUACCAAAGAGUAUACAGACCCUUACGCUCUAGCUUCCUCCCUAAAGACAAUUCCUGUUAUUAAUUCCUUAGGUAUCUUUCUGGACGUAUUACACAUGCACACACAGACACACACACUCUCCUUUUAAACAAAUGGCAUUAUUCCGUGGUCCUGUUCUGCACCUUAUUAAAUCUAAUCAUAUAUCAUGGAGAUCCUUCCAUUGUUAGCACAUAAAACCUACUCAAUUCUUCUUUUCAGCUGCAAACUAUUCCAUUGUUUGUAUAUAUGUAUUUUAUUUGACCGUCCUGCUAUUGAUGGCCAUUGAGUCUGUUUCCUGUGUGUUUUGCUGUUACAAUAUUGCACUGAACAUCUCUGCAUAUGUGUCUGCUCUCAUGUGCAAGUAGAUCUGCAUGAUAGAUUAUUAAUUUUGAUAUUGACAGACAUUACAAAUUAUUAUAUCAUUCAUUCAUUCAACAGAUAUUUAUGAGCAUCUGUCUACUCUGUGCUAGAUGUGGCUGAAUUUUAAGCUUUAAACAGAUGGAUACCAAAUUCCAUACACAAAAUGAUCCCAAAUGUGUAUAAAAACACACACAUACAGAGGCACACACACAGGUGAGAGAUGUGGUCCCUGCCCUCUAGGCCCUCUCUGUGUCAGGACAGACAGACAUGUGCACACAUGGCCUGGAGGAGUGCCCAGCAUGGUCUCUGGCACAUAGUAGGUGCCCAAGAAGUAGAUGUUGAGUGAAUUGAGGGGCUUCAGAAAGGCUUCCCGGUAAGUUUAGCCUUCAGGGUCCAGCAGAGUUAUCAUCCAGAUGUGGCAAAGGGUAGAGGGGCCAGCAGGACAGAGGCACAGAGGUGGGAAUGUACACAGUACAUUAGGGAAAAGCUUUUCAGAGUGACGGCCCCCAGGAGCUUCUGUUUUCUGCAUCUGUGACGUUGUAGUGCUGUGUUUUU
Molecule: messenger RNA, 4222 nt
Organism: Balaenoptera musculus (blue whale)
Lineage: Eukaryota; Metazoa; Chordata; Mammalia; Artiodactyla; Balaenopteridae
Gene: SLC13A5
Product: solute carrier family 13 member 5
Exons: 11
Coding region: 480-2048 (522 amino acids)
Biological process (GO): citrate transport; monoatomic anion transmembrane transport
Cellular component (GO): membrane
Molecular function (GO): citrate transmembrane transporter activity; sodium:dicarboxylate symporter activity; succinate transmembrane transporter activity
Source: RefSeq, a predicted model, not a curated record